Osmerus eperlanus (European smelt) is the source of this 3628-nucleotide messenger RNA. RefSeq names its product cysteine-rich secretory protein LCCL domain containing 2 (gene crispld2). The coding region runs from base 269 to 1864 and encodes 531 amino acids. Gene Ontology annotation, cellular component: extracellular region. Lineage: Eukaryota; Metazoa; Chordata; Actinopteri; Osmeriformes; Osmeridae. The transcript is spliced from 15 exons. The record is from RefSeq and is a predicted model, not a curated record.
AAGUCAGUCUGAAGUCACAAAGUUCCUCUAACCUGCAGAACCACCGCCACCGAGCCAAGCAGUCCAGCAGCACUGUCCAAAGGAAAAUAAUCAAUCUGCGCUGAGAAGAAAACUCUUGAAAUUCCCCAAAUCAACUUUGGAUAAUUUCCAGAUAUACUAGCGAUUGAGAUCAGGUCUGCAGCACGGAGCAGCAGAGCUCGCACAAGGCUUCCCACUGUAGUCCGCCCAGAGCCAGACCCAGAGCCCUCCUCACAGACCCAAGCCAGCGAUGACUACUGUUACCAUGGCAAGGCUGCCAGCCCUCUCCCUCAGCCUCUUACUGGCUGUCCUGCUGCUCUCUGCCAUGGACACAGCUGCCCUCUUCCUGCCAGAGUCGGCUGAGCUCAGGCAGUUGCUGAGCCGGUACCAGGAUUCAGACCAGAACAGCACCGGCAACACGGUGGGCAGUAGGACCCGGCGGGCAAUCCAGUGGUCAGACCGCGACGAGAUCCUCCAACUGCACAACAAGCUGAGGGGAGGAGUCUACCCCACUGCCUCCAACAUGGAGUACAUGGUGUGGGAUGAUGAGCUGGAGCGCUCUGCCACCCACUGGGCUGAGGAGUGCCAGUGGGAACAUGGACCUCAGGAUCUGCUCAUGUCAAUCGGACAGAACCUGGCUGUUCACUGGGGCAGGUACCGCUCCCCAGCCUACCAUGUCCAGGCCUGGUACGACGAGGUGAAGGACUACACGUACCCCUACCCCCACGAAUGCAACCCCUGGUGCCCCGAGCGCUGCUCUGGGCCCAUGUGCACCCACUACACCCAGCUGGUCUGGGCCACCACGAGCAGGGUGGGCUGUGCCAUGCACCUGUGUCCAAGGAUGAACGUGUGGGGAGAAAUCUGGGCGAACGCUCUCUACCUGGUCUGCAACUACUCCCCCAAGGGCAACUGGAUUGGGGAGGCUCCCUACCAACAUGGUCGCCCGUGUUCCCAGUGCCCCCCCAGUUAUGGGGGAGGAUGCAGGGAUAAUCUCUGCUACAAGGGAGACUCUCAGCGCUCAGAGACCGAGGACAUGAAUGAGGUGGAGAAGGCCCAGGUGCCCAUUCCCCCUCGGACCACCACAGUCAAACCCAAACCCAAACCCAGGCCUGCUGCUCCCCAAAAGCCCUCAUCUCCCAAAGUGACUCCCAACCCUAGAUUGUCCUCUCCCAAGCCCUCCACCCCUAAACCCUCCGGCAGCACCUUCCUGGCUCAGAACAUCAAGUGUGAGACUAGAAUGCGUGACAAGUGCAAAGGAGCAACCUGUAACAGGUUCAACUGUCCUGCCAACUGUCUGAACAAGAAAGGCAAAGUGUGGGGGACACUUUUCUACAACGUGCAAUCCAGUAUUUGUCGCGCUGCGAUGCACUAUGGCAUCAUUGAUAACAGCGGAGGUCUGGUCGACACCACCAGGAAAGACAAGCUUCCAUUCUUCGUCAAGGCCACAAAGAACGGCAUCGAAUCUUUUAGUAAAUACAAGCCUGGCAAUGCGUUUGUGGUGGCCAAAGUGGAAAGACAGUCUGUGGACUGCUAUGCCACCGUGGCAGAGAUCUGCCCAUUCAAGAGGCCCUCUUCCAGCUGCCCCAGAGUUCUCUGUCCGGCCAACUGUAAGAGUGAACCUUCCUACUGGGCGCCUGUGAUUGGCAACAACAUCUACACAGAUAACUCCAGUAUCUGCAAAGCUGCCAUCCACGCAGGCGUGAUCAAGGCUGGCGGAGGUCAUGUGGACGUUCUGCCUCUGGAAAAGAAGAAAAGCUACGUGGGAGUCCUGAAGAACGGCAUUCAGUCUGAAAGUAAGACCAACACUGAGGGUGGAUCAUUCCGGGUCUUUGCUGUAAGGGAGUGAGUUGCUGUUUAUCAAGGGCCUCCCACCCACUCUUCCAGCGACAAACAAGGCUUUGGGGUCUGCUCUGCUCUCAAGAGACAGGAAAGGCCGGCAGGUUUGAUGCCACGGCAACACAUCUGUCUGUCUUCUAGCCCCGCCCUAGGUGGAAGCAGAUAUUCUUCUUGAACUAACAGACCCGUCUCCCUCUCUGCUAAUAAAUAGUAACCAAAUGCUACAAGGCAGUGUCUAAAAUCACAUUGGACCGUUGUGUCUCUUCUCCCUUUCAACUUCAUAUGUGGAUAUUACUCUUCUAAGAUGCACAUGGAGUUAAUGAAAUGUGCUGUGCAAUAUCAAGACACAUCAAACAGCUGGUGCUGAAUUAUAAGUGUCUUGACAGUUGCAGCUUGAUUUAAAAUCAAAUACGUAUAUCAUAUUUUAUAGAAAUAAAAUUGUUAUAUUGAAUGUUUCUAUUUUAAAAGCAAAUCAUUGGUCUCCAUACACAGGAAUGUAUAUUGACACUGUAUUUAAUCCUUCUGUACAGAGUUUAGGUUGAUGUUUUAAUGUGAUGGUUUUUUAGUUUUGUUCAUGUUAUAUUUGGUAGCCCGCCUAUUCUGUAAUUUUUCUUCUUUUACAAAAAUACUUUUGCUUUAGGCUCUGAUACUUGAGUUAGUUUGUGGAUGGCAGGCUUUCUUCUUGAAGUAGACAGACAGACAGACAGACAGACAGACAGACAGGUAGACAGACGGAAGCACAGAAGGGCAGUUUAGGAAGGGAGGGAAACAGGGGAGGAGGGAGGGCAAACCUCCAAGGAAAAGAAGUGUUUCCUGAAGAAAGCUGGUAGUGCCUCCAGUGUCAAUAAUGUGCAGCCGAUCUGGUGAAGGAGGAAAAACAACAAAUCUUCUGUCCACUGUGACCUCAAGAGGCAAUGGGUGCACGUUUGGGCUUGGCCUUUGAAAGUAUCUAUCCAGAAUAUUCACAUUUCAUUCAUGUUCUUUUUUGAGAAAAGGAGAACGUCUCUCCCUGUAUUUAUUGUAUCUUUUUUCGACCCCACUCUUCUAGUAACGUUGUACUUGGUUUAAUAUUUUCUGUAGAUUUAAGCGGUCCCCGCCCAAGACAGGUGAAUGUGUAAAUGUCCAUUGUAGGUAUAAGGUAGUAGGGUCAAUUGUUGUGUGGGAGAAGUGUGAGUGUGUGAGCCUAUGGUUCUCAUCAACAGCUUAGAUCAAGUUACCAUUCAUGCACUUAGGAAUGAUUUGUAAAAUACUCUGUGCCCACAGUGCACAGUUCCUUUUCAGAUACUCACACACACAGACGUAAUAAAAAGGCACUUAUCUUGGAGGCACGCAUGGGCGUAUUUCAGCUGGAGAAGUCUGGAGAUGUCCUUCUGACUGUUGAAAUUCAGUUUUGGACUUGAUUGUCAUGUGAGUGAAGUGGAAACCAUGUAAAUGUGCAGACUUUGUUGGUGUGUUGAUGGGAGACUCAGUGUGGAUAGAAAGAUACAUGGAAAGAAGCAAAGCCACCAUUAUGAAUCCCCAUCAAUGUCUCUCCUUUUCAUGCUUAAACCCUCUCUGAUUGGUUAUGCUACCUCAGUUCUAUCGCCUUGGUAGGUAAAUAAUAAAUGGGGAACCUUAUUGGAUUGUACAGCUGUGGGAAUUGUUUGUAAAUACAAUGAUCUGUGUUUUCUUCCUGUAUAAAAAAAGUAUAAUUUGUUUUUAUGGUUUUAUACAUGCAUUCGAUGGGUUUUGUACUUUUUGCACAAUUUGGAAAUAAAGUGAAUGAAAUAUUGAA